AUGAGUCCUACCCUGGCUGUUCCCACCCCAUAUGGCUGUAUUGGCUGUAAGCUGCCACAGCCAGACUACCCACCGGCUGUAAUUACCUUUAUGUUCUGUUCAAUGGUUAUCAUCAUCGUCGUAGACCUGAUCGGCAACUCCAUGGUCAUUUUGGCUGUGACGAAGAACAAGAAGCUCCGAAAUUCCGGCAACAUCUUUGUGGUUAGCCUCUCUGUGGCCGAUAUGCUGGUGGCCGUCUACCCCUACCCUCUGAUGCUGCACGCCAUGGCCAUUGGGGGCUGGGAUCUGAGCCAGUUCCAGUGCCAGAUGGUUGGAUUCAUCACAGGGCUGAGUGUGGUCGGCUCUAUCUUCAAUAUUGUGGCAAUUGCCAUCAACCGUUACUGCUACAUCUGUCACAGCCUGCAGUAUGAGCGGGUCUUCAGUGUGCGCAAUACCUGCAUUUACCUGGUAGUCACCUGGAUCAUGACCAUCCUGGCUGUCCUGCCCAACAUGUACAUUGGCACCAUCGAGUAUGAUCCUCGCACCUACACCUGCAUCUUCAACUAUCUGAACAACCCUGUCUUUGCUGUGACCAUCGUCUGCAUCCACUUCGUCCUUCCUCUGCUCAUAGUGGGUUUCUGCUACGUGAGAAUCUGGACCAAAGUGCUGGCAGCCCGUCACCUGGCUGGGCAGAAUCCUGACAAUGAGCUUGCUGAGGUUCGCAAUUUUCUAACCAUGUUUGUCAUCUUCCUCCUCUUUGCAGUGUGCUGGUGCCCUAUCAACGUGCUCACUGUCUUGGUGGCUGUCAGUCCGAAGGAGAUGGCAGGCAAGAUCCCCAGCUGGCUUUAUCUCGCAGCCUACUUCACAGCCUACUUCAACAGCUGCCUCAACGCUGUGAUCUAUGGGCUCCUCAAUGAGAAUUUCCGAAGAGAAUACUGGACCACCUUCCAUGCUAUGCGGCACCCUAUCCAGUUCAUCUCUGGCCUCAUCACUGAUGUUCGUGAGACUCGGGAGGCCCAUGCCCUGGCCCGUGCCCGUGCCCAUGCCCGUGACCAAGCCCGAGAACAAGCCCAUGAACAAGACCGUGUCCAUGCGAGUCCUGCUGUGGAGGAAAUUCCAAUGAAUGUCCGGAAUGUUCCACUACCUGGUCAUGCUGCAGCUGCGUCUGACUAUCCUAAGUCAUCCUCUGGCCACUCCAGGUCUGCCUCUGCCCACUGCAAAUCUGCCUCUGGCCACCAUAAGUCAGUCUUUAGCCACUCCAAGCCUGCCUCUGGCCACCCCAAGCCUGCCUCUGGUCACUCCAAGUCUGCCACUGUCAACCCUAAGUCUGCCUCUGUCUACUUCAAGGCUGACUCUGUCCAUUUCAAGCCUGCCUCUGUCCAUUUCAAGGCUGACUCUGCCCAUUUCCAGCCUGUCUCCAACCACCCUAAGCCUGUCACUGGCCACCACAUCCCUGCUGGCAGCCACUCCAAGACUGCCUCCAGCCCCGCCACCAGCUGCUCUAAACCCGCCACUGGCCACACCAAACUUGCUACCAGCCAGCCUGAGCCCACCACUGCUGACUAUCCUGAGCCUGCUGCCACCAGCCACUCCGAGCCUGCCAUCACCAGCCACUCCGAGCCUGCCGCUGCUGGCCACCCUGAACUUUCUGCCUCCUGCCACCCUGAGACCACCGCUGCUGGCCACCUUGAGUGUGACAUCACUGACCUCCCUGAGUCUGCCUCCAGCUCUGCCCCUGGGUCCCCAGAGCCUGCCGCCAGCCCACUAGAGCUUGCCGCUGCCACUGACCUUCUUGACCCCACUGUGGUCACCACUGCCACCAAUGGUUACCGUGGGGCUGGGGUUAUUGAUGCUGAAGCUGAUUCUGAUGAAAUGGCCUUGUGA
Equus quagga is the source of this 1863-nucleotide messenger RNA. It is a transcript of the gene GPR50, whose product is annotated as G protein-coupled receptor 50. Gene Ontology annotation, molecular function: melatonin receptor activity. The coding region runs from base 1 to 1863 and encodes 620 amino acids. The record is from RefSeq and is a predicted model, not a curated record. Gene Ontology annotation, biological process: G protein-coupled receptor signaling pathway. Gene Ontology annotation, cellular component: membrane. The transcript is spliced from 2 exons. NCBI's taxonomy places the organism in Eukaryota, Metazoa, Chordata, Mammalia, Perissodactyla, Equidae.